Molecule: messenger RNA, 1397 nt
Organism: Haliotis rufescens (red abalone)
Lineage: Eukaryota; Metazoa; Mollusca; Gastropoda; Lepetellida; Haliotidae
Exons: 2
Coding region: 150-1247 (365 amino acids)
Biological process (GO): DNA recombination; DNA integration
Molecular function (GO): DNA binding
Source: RefSeq, a predicted model, not a curated record
GACAGGAGUCGCCCCUUCCACAAGAAGAAAUUCGAAGGGGGGAGGCACUAACUGGUACCCCAAGAGAGCAUCCUGAAUGCAGUGAUAAAGAAAGUGGAAGAAGACCAAGCCAGAGGACUACUAGUGGCCCCAGUGUGGCCCACACAACCAUGGUUCUCCAGACUCCUCAGACUCCUCAUCCAUCCACCAGUCAUACUACCACCAGUCUCUCAGAUCCUACGCCUUCCACACAACAAGGAGGCGAGACACUCUCUCGACAGAAUGAAACUUGCAGUGUUUCCCUUAUCAGGCUAUCUCUUACACGGAGAGGAGUUUCGGACAGAGCUGCCAGUGUUAUCCUCCAAUCCUGGCGCAAAUCCACUAGAGACCAGUACUCCACAUACAUCAAGAGAUGGGUUGCGUUUUGUAAUCAAAGGGAAAUUGAUACGCUGUGUCCAUCUGUGACCGAGGUGUUAGAUUUUCUGACGGAACUCUAUGAGUUACACAACCUUGGUUACAGUGCACUUAACACAGCCAGAUCCGCUCUGUCCUGUGUUAUAUCAGCAGAUAACGUCACCAUUGGAUCUCAUCCUCUCAUUAACCGCUUCAUGAAGGGAGUUUUUCAGACUCGCCCCUCACUGCCCAGAAACUCAGUGACGUGGGAUACCAGUGUUGUUCUAGGUUAUCUUAAAACAUUGAUGCCUUUGAAGGAACUGUCGUUGAAAGAUUUGACACUUAAAACUGUGACUUUGAUUGCGCUAUUGUCAGGGCAGAGACUGCAAACUGUUCAUCUAUUAGAUGUUAGAGAUAUUAGCUUGUUCAGUAGUUGUUGUAAGUUCAGAGUUGGUAGCCUGAUCAAACAGUCGAGACCUGGGUCGCAUCAGGCGGAGAUCACUCUGCCGGCAUACACGCCGAACAGUAGUCUGUGUAUCGUUAGGGUAUUACAGGAAUACCUUGUCAGAACAGCUCCCAUGCGGAACGGUGAGAAUCAGCUUUUCAUUAGCUACACACAGCCGCAUAAGGCUGUAAGUAAAGAUACCGUGUCACGCUGGAUCAAGCAGGUGCUUCAGUUGAGUGGCAUAGACAUGAAUACGUUCACGCCACACAGUACAAGAAUGGCGUCGACUAGUGCCGCGUUACGACAUUCUGUGCCGCUUCAGACUAUACUGAAAACGGCAGGGUGGAGUAGUUCUGCGACUUUCUCCAAGUUCUACAACAAACCAGUGACUGACAAUACGUUCGCAUUGGCCAUCCUCGACAACAGCUGAACUAUUAAACAUAUAAUCAUGGAGACUCGUCACAUUCCAAGGACUUGGAAGUAGAAGUACAUAGACUGGCAAGUGGUUGUUUGAGAUUGCCAAUUUGGACGUUUCAUUUGUUCAUAUUUGCAUAUUAUAAUUAAACUAGCUGUCAGCUUA